Molecule: messenger RNA, 2356 nt
Organism: Sarcophilus harrisii (Tasmanian devil)
Lineage: Eukaryota; Metazoa; Chordata; Mammalia; Dasyuromorphia; Dasyuridae
Gene: GRAMD2B
Product: GRAM domain containing 2B
Exons: 14
Coding region: 595-1887 (430 amino acids)
Source: RefSeq, a predicted model, not a curated record
GGCAACAUCCUGUUUGAAUAAUUUAAAUUGUAGAAUAAGAGCUACACAGUGAAUUUGGCAAACUCUGUUGUUACUUUAACCUCACUCAGCCUUAUUCAUUUCCUGUAGUCACGAAUAGUGGUUGAAGUUGGAAUUUCUCAUUUCAUAGCAUUAAUAGAAAAAAAAAUAAUCAUUUUUAAAAGAGUUAAACAUAUUGUGACUUGUCAGUCGACUAUUUUAAACGCCCUAGUCAAUGCUUCCUGUUCCAGAAAGACUUGUUGAACAGGUUUUCUUUUUUUUUCUUCAUCUCCUCUUGGGUUGGGGAAAGAAACUGUCACUUCUCAUCUGCCCUCCCCUUCGCUCUCUAACUUCAACACUCGGUUCAACCAGUAGCACCAAUGAAAACUUGUCCCAGUUAAACCCAGACAAAGACUUACCCUCCCUUGGAUGCAUAGAAUUCUAAGAGUUUUGUGACUGUGAAGAAGGCACGGAGGGGGAAAGUUGCUAAUUUCAGUUGAGUUAUAGGGUAGGAUAGAGAGAGAGGGAAAGAAAAGGAAGAAGUGGAGCCAGCCAUAGGCAUUCAGAGAACACGCAGAGCUUCCCGAGAAGGGCCUAAUGACUGAACUACAGCAAGACUGGGAAGAUAUAAAACCGGCAAAAUUUCUCAGCAGGAAGGAGAGCAAGGCUGGUUUGUUCCAUUCAGAAGCUGAAAAUGGUGUGGAAGAGAAAAAGAAGGUUGGCAAGUUAUCAAUACUACAGAUGCCAGUAUCUCCAGAGACAGAAUCAUUGGACCAGAAAAAAAUCACUUGCUUAAGAUCAAAGACCAAUAGUGAUGUCCUCUCCUUAAUGAGUGACUGUAGGAGUGAUUCUAAAACAGACAACAAAAACGAUUCUAAACUUGAAAGGAAAAAAUCAAACUCUACAAGUCAGUAUAAGGCAAACAAGCACUUUCACAAGUUAUUUCUUGAAGUCCCAAGUGAGGAAUCACUGAUACAAAGUUUUACUUGUGCUCUGCAGAAGGAAAUACUGUACCAAGGAAAACUGUUUGUAUCAGAAAACUGGAUUUGUUUCUGUUCCAAAGUCUUUGGCAAAGACACCAAGAUCUGUAUUCCAACACUCUCAGUAACUCUAAUAAAGAAAACCAAAACUGCCCUGUUGGUGCCAAAUGCUCUGAUUAUUUCAACAGACACAGAAAGGCACAUGUUCGUUUCCUUGCUCUCCAGAGAUACAACCUACAAGUUAAUAAAAUCAGUAUGCAGCCACCUAGAAAAUACAAACGUGGGCAACAGCCCCAGUCCUUCAUCUCCUGAAAACGGUUUCCGGGCUGCACGUCCUUCAUCUUUGCCUCUGGAUUCCAAUGAUGAGUUGUCAGAUUUAGAUGGAGUGGUACAGCAAAACAAGCAAGGAAGGAAGGAAUAUAGCAGCUCUGGAUCUCAGACUCCUGAAUCUGAAAAUUCUCAAGAUUUUCAUAUGAUGGAGUCCCAGACAGUUCUGAAAGUCAUUAAGGGAGAAACAAAAUCAGUUCAUACAGAAUCUCAUGUGAAUUGUGUGCCCAAAGGAAAAGCCAAGAGCCUUCCAGGAUACACAGGUCAGUCAGAAGCCUUUGGAUUCUUCCAUAAAUUAAGAUCCCAGAAAUGUCUGACACUCCGCCACAUUCUCAUAUUCUAUGCAGUUAUUGUCUGUGCACUUAUCUUUUCUACCUUCUACAUGAGACACAGAAUCAAUGCUUUGGAGGAACGACUUAGAUCAAUAACCUCUAUGGUUGAUUCUCAUGAACAAAAAGCACCACAUUUGGGAUCACAAUUGGAAGUUAAUACUGAAGCUCUCUGUGAAGAGUUAACAGCCAAUAUAAUAAAACUGGAAAAGAUACAAAACAAUUUACAAAGGCUACUAGAGAAUGGUGACUGACUUACCUGGUUGCUUGGGGCCAACUUUUCAAAAGCAAGUUCAAUAUUUGUGGAGAACACUCUGCUGGACAGAGACACUGAUUAAUUGAAAUCCAAAGCCACUUUUGCACUUUAUGGUUACUGUCUAAGGAAAAUAGGAAGUGAUUUGAUUAUUGUGCAAUAAAUAUUAACAUUGACUCUGAGGGUGUUUUCACUACUACUUCAUGGAGAGAAUGGAUCUCAUUUCCUUGGAUAUAGCAAAGGGGACUGUUCCAUAUAACUGUGCCUUCAGGUUUGGAUGACUGAGGUACAGCAGUGACUAUAACAUCAGCAAACAUAUUCUACUCUGUUGGAUGACUGAGGUACAAUAAUGACUGUAACAUCAGCAAACGUGUUCCACUCUGUUUUACGUCUUCCUUUCUACACUUUCUUUAUCCCUUAAAACUCUUCACCUUCAACUUUAAAAUUAGGCAAUAAAUUUAGGGUUGUUU